UGUACACAUUCAUUAUUAAAAAAAACUCUCCCUGUUGAGGCACGUGGUUGACAAGUAAACAAAAAUAUUGUUAGACUAUAGAUUCAUUUUAUAAGUAAUUUACUAGAAAAGUUGUGUGAAGUGAGGAUAGGAAAGAAAGCAUUGAGGUUACUAAACUUAAAUAUGGAGAUUGAACAAGAAAGGAGAGUCUUGGCAAGACUAAAAUCCGAGACUGGGGAUGUGACAGGAAAUCUGCUGGAUUUGCCAUUAUAUGUGAAUGUUGAACACCUCACAUUAAUCUGUAACAGUCUUUUGCAACAGGAGGAGAGUACAGUUUACGCGUUCUACGUGAAUGAUAAAGAGUUGACAAAGAGCCUAGACAGUGUGUUGGACCUGAACAGCCUUAACACCGAAAGUGUGGUUGAUAUUGUGUAUCAACAACAGGCUGUGUUCAAGGUCAGAGCUGUCACCAGGUGCACAAGUUCACUUCCUGGCCAUGCGGAAGCUGUAAUAUCUGUAAAGUUCAGUCCGAAUGGCAAGCAGUUGGCCAGUGGUUCAGGUGAUACAACAGUUCGUUUCUGGGAUGUUGAUACUCAGACGCCCCAUCAUACGUGCAGUGGUCACAGAAACUGGGUGCUGUGCAUCGCUUGGUCUCCUGACUCACAGCGCCUCGUCUCUGCCUGCAAGAACGGAGUCAUCCUAUGCUGGGAUGCAGCUACUGGCAAGCAGCUGGGUUCUCCCAUGACAGGACACAAACAGUGGGUCACUGACCUUACCUGGCAGCCUUACCACGAUGAUCCGGAAUGUCGCAUGUUCGCCAGCAGCUCCAAAGAUGGCGACGUGCGAGUCUGGGAUUCAGUGCUUUGCCGCUGUGUGCGUGUCCUGACAAGUCACACCCGCUGCGUGUCUGCGCUGCGCUGGGGUGGCAGUGGCCUCAUCUACUCCGCCUCCCAGGACCGCACCAUCAAGGUCUGGAGAGCUGCUGAUGGGGUGAUGUGUCGAACACUAGAGGGGCAUGCACACUGGGUCAACACACUGGCUUUGUCUACAGACUACUGCGUACACAAGCAGUCCCUGGACCCACUGAUUCGGCUGACAGUAAUUAAAAGUGAUACACAGGUGCACUUAAAAAAAAAUAAUGUGUUUACAGAAGCCAGUCUUCAGAAACUCGCCCGUUUCCGGUAUGACAAUGUGGUCAAGGGAUUUGGAGAGUAUCUAGUCUCCGGCUCUGACGACUUUACCCUCUUCCUCUGGACUCCAGAGAAAGAUAAAAAGUCAAUUGCCAGGAUGACAGGACACCAGCAGCUGAUUAACUGUGUGGCGUUCUCCCCUGAUGGUAGGACCAUUGCCUCUGCGUCUUUCGAUAAAUCCAUCAGGCUGUGGGAUGGCAGGACUGGGAAGUUCCUCACCACUCUGAGAGGUCAUGUACAGGCAGUGUACAUGGUGGCAUGGUCGUCAGACUCAAGACUUCUGGUCAGUGGAAGUGCUGAUUCUACACUGAAAGUGUGGAACAUGAAGACUCGCAAGCUAGACCAGGACCUACCAGGACAUGCUGAUGAAGUGUUUGCUGUAGAUUGGGCACCUGAUGGCCUCAAGGUGGCUUCAGGCGGAAAGGACAAAGUCCUCAGGCUGUGGCAGCACUAGAAGCAUAAUUUCAAGAAACGCCAUGAGAUGGAGGAACAUAUUUUAUAUGCAUAUUUUAAAAAUUAAUUGACUGUUAAUUAAAAAAAGUACAGAAUGUUUAA
Messenger RNA from Homalodisca vitripennis (glassy-winged sharpshooter), 1724 nucleotides. It is a transcript of the gene Nle, whose product is annotated as notchless protein homolog 1. Lineage: Eukaryota; Metazoa; Arthropoda; Insecta; Hemiptera; Cicadellidae. Gene Ontology annotation, cellular component: nucleolus. Bases 163 to 1623 code for a protein of 486 amino acids. Gene Ontology annotation, molecular function: protein binding. The transcript has 12 exons. Gene Ontology annotation, biological process: ribosomal large subunit assembly; Notch signaling pathway. The record is from RefSeq and is a predicted model, not a curated record.